AAAGUAUUUUUAUUAUUAUUAUUAAAAUAUAAUCAAUUUCUUUAUUUCAUGUAUGUGAGUACAGUCACUGUCUUCAGACACACCAGACGAGGACACCGGAUCCCAUUACAGGUGGUUGUGAGCCACCAUGUGGUUGCUGGGAUUUGAACUCAGGACCUCUGAAAGAGCAGUCAGUAUUCAUAACUGCUGAGCCAUCUCUCCAGCCCCCAAGAUUUUAUUUUUUUUAAAGCUCACAGUUAAGGGCAUACAGUCCAUCAUGGUGGGAACCCCAGCCCCUGCCCAUAGGGGCUCUACCACUGAGCUAUCGUGUGUGUGUGUGUGUGUGUGUGUGUGUGUGUGUGUGUCUCUGUGUGUGUGUGUCUCUGUGUGUGUGUGUCUCUGUGUGUGUCUGUGUGUGCGCCCGUGUGACUGCAUGUGUGUGGGUGUGUCUAUGUCUGUGGGUGUGUCUGUGUGUGUCUCUGUGUGUGAGAGAAACAUGGACAGGAUUAUCACUGUAUAGCCUGGCUGAUCUGGAAAGGGCUAUGUAGUCCAGGCUGGCCUUAAAUUGUCAUAGAUCCUUCUGCUUCUGGGUACUGGGAUUAAAGGCCUAUGGCACCUUCCCUCCCUUUAGAAACAUGGUGGUUUAGGUCUUUCCUUAAACACCCCCGGCCCCAUCUUUGGACUUUUUUCCUCUUUUUAUUUUGUUUUAAAGCAUUCAACAGCUUCUCAAGCUGGGAUGCAUGGCAAGAGAAUCAGUAGUUCAAGGCUAAUCUCAACUAUAUGAGGAAUUGGACACAUGCAUCCCUGCCAAAAUCAAGCCUCUGUUCAUUUACUAAGAGUUGUCUGUGAAUGCGUCUUGUCGGAGAGGUUCUGGCAGCCCAUGGGUGGAUGGGAAUCUCUGCUGCCAGCUGGGACUUGGGGAAUGUAAAUAAUUUGAAUGUUCCAAGUACAGGUAGGCCAGUGAAAGCUAAAGUCAGGGGAUGGGUAAUAAAGAACGGAGGAAAAACACAAAAUGAGGCCACAGCAGACUCACGUGGGUCAAAUGGGUGUGGAACCUGCAGCUUUUGCAUGCUCCAGAGAAAGGGUAAGAAGAGAUCCAGCUCGCUACGUAGGCUUUCCUUAAUGCUACAGAGAAAGGGCAAGAAGAGAUCCAGCUCGCUACGUAGGCUUUCCUUAAUGCUCCGGAAAGGUUUAUGUGGGAAAUCAAUUUGCUUUUGUUUUUUCUUAUUUAAAGGCACUUUCAACUUUGCUGAGUUUGCAAGUGCUCCAGACCGCCCUUGUGGGAUCUGGUCUUGCACCUUAUUAGUCCGGCUGGGCGACACUGCUCUCUUCUGCUCAAACUCUGUAAUGACCCUGUAAGCCCCACAGUGUGACCACAAAAGAUAGGAUCAAUGAACACACAUAAACACAUGUGUAACCAUUGUGUCACAGUUUAGCAGACCAUGGACAAUUUAUCAAAAAAAGCCCAUAAAUAUUAAUAGUGAUCAUCUCUGCCCAUUGUCUAACAGGAAUCCUUGUUCUAUAGAUUACCAGUAGAUGGCUUUUAGAAUUCAGAAAAAUGAACUAAGUCCUUGGGCAUGCUGUGUAUGUCAUGCCUGUAGCUCCGACACUUAAGAAGUGGAGGCCGGGGUAUUAAAAAUCCAAGACCAUCUUCAGCUAUGUAACUAGUUCAUAUCAACCUCAAGAUCACCCUGCUUAAAAAACAAAAACAAAGCCAACACAAAUCAAAAAGCACAUUUGUUUUUGAAAAACAAUACAAAGCCAUUUGAGUUUUUAAUGAGUAUAGCUAACCAGCUUACUAAUUAGCUGGCUGUGUAUUAAUAAAUAGCAUUUAAUCAAAAUGUAAAGAAGCCAAUCUGAAGACUGUGGAUCCAGCUCAGUGGAACAAUAUAGUGGCAGGGGUGUGGAAUGGGAUAGCAUGGCUGUCUAGGACUCUGUUUCUGUGUAGCCCUGGAUGUCCUGGAGCUCACCCUGUAAACCAGGCUGGCCUUGAACUCGAGAGAUCCCCCUGCCUCUGCCUAGUGCUAUGAUUAAAGGUUUGAGCCAACACUGCCUGGCUUCUUUCUCUUUUGGGAGAAGGGAAAACUUUACUUUCCAUCUUGCCCACCCAUAAAUCCUGCACUCAGGAGCCUCAGGGUGUGUGGUGGGGGUGGGAGAGGUGGGGAUUGGGGAAAGAAGGGUUGGGGGAGAGGGAUAGAGAGAGGGACAGGAACUCAGUAGGUAGAUGAGGCUGGCCUAGAACUCUCAGAGAUCCCACCUGCCUCUGCCUCCCAAAUUCUGGGAUUAAAGGCAAGCACCACCACACCUAGCAAUUUAAAAUGACGUUUAUGUGUGUAUGAACACAUGUGUAUGCCACUGUACUUUAAUGGAAGUCAGAGGACAGCUUGUGUGAACUGGUUCUCUCCUUCUACCCGGUGGGUCCCCAGGAUAAAAUUCAGGUCAACAGGAUUGGUGACCCAAUUUACUCACUGAGGCAUCUCACUAGCCCCAAGGAAAGACUUUGUUCUUGGGCAACUUCCUCCAUGGAUGUGAUGCUUUUGUGAAACCUCACCCCCAUCCCUACCCCUACCCCUCCCCUUUCUUAUGUCCCUCCCAUCUGGUCUCUACCAAUCCCUCCUUCUCUUAUCUCUACCAGUGCCUUUUCCAGGUCCAUGACUUGGUUUUGGGACAGUUCAGCUUAACCACUUAAGUUAUAUGAGCACUGGAUUGGAAGUCUCCACUGAUGUCUGGUGGGGUCAUCAGUAGAUACAUACUGAGGCAAUGACUCCCCGUCUCCCUAACUGCCUAACAGUUUAGCAGGGAGAGACAGACAGACAGACAGACAGACAGACAGACAGACACACACACACACACACACACACACACACACACACACACACACCUCCCCCUCCCAAGUCGGCCCUUCAUCCUCGCCACCACUUGGCCCUGCUCGCCUAGCUGUUCUUUUGCAAAUCUAGUGCAGGUACCCACAGCAGCUGUGACUUGUGAUUUUAGUGGCUGCAUCUUGCGUGAAGGAUGGCAUUUCGCAGCCCUGGUCUAGGAUAUUUUUGGUUGCUUUUACUUUAUGCUGUCCUUAUGUCCCCUUUGGUUCAAUAUUUAGGUAAUGUAGCCAGAAUGUGACGGGGCGAUGAUGGAACCUUCUCAGGAACCUGGGCACAGUGACGUUUGUCCCUUACAGGUUGUAGAGCCUCCCCCUUCCCCCACUUCCUCGCUGUAAUUUGUUGUUUUCUUCUGGUUUCUCAGCUUACAAACACAUUCUGAUUUAGCACUGUAAAUACUUCUUGUCAUAGCCAGUUGUCCCCUUGUUUCAAAAUGAUGGCCAGGUGGUCUUUGAAGUCCCUACCAGUGGGAUAAGGUGUCUGUGUUCUUUUGUUUGGUUUCAAUAUUACUGCAAGCAUGAAUAAACCCCAUUUUUCACACGUACAGUAAUUUUACUGUCCAGAUGGGGAAGGUGAUGUGUCCCAACACUUGUCUUGUGGCACUUACAGGUUUCAUAUACUACAAGAACCUAAUGGGGAGUAGUGGGUGUUAGUGCUUUGAAAGUACGUAGAGUCAAAAAGACAAACUUUAUGCUUCUCCAUUCACACCUGACUCAAGGCCCACCAAGCCAGCCUUCAGUUAUCCCGAAGUACCACACACUUAUAAUUAUAUAACCAUAUAUUAGUUUUAUUAUAUAGUAUAGUUUUAUAUAUAAUAUACAUCAUAUUAUAUAUAAUAUAUAUUAUUUAUACACACAUAUAUAUGUAUAUAUAUUGUAUAUACAUACAUAUAUAUAUAAUACAUAUAUUAUAUAUAUGUAGAGAGAGAGAGAAUGUGUUUGGGUUCAUAGAAAAGUUAGCUAUGAUUCAAAGGUUUCCGUGGGUAUCCGUUGAGGUAUUCAAGGUAUCCGUUGAGGUCUUUACUGUCAAAAUCCUUUCCCAAAAUGGUGCCUUUGUUGUGGAAAUAUGAAAGAAGCCUCAGUGCACAGCAAUAGUCAGAGCGUGGAGCAUGUAGGGUCUGCCCCAGUGGUGUACACUUUAUGGAUUUUAACAAAUGUCAACUUUAAAUGUAGUUACCAGGCAGUAUAGUAUUCCUACCUAACACCCCUAAUUACCUAUUCAUUCUUACUUCUCCAAUCCUGUCAACCCAUAAUCUCUUUACCCAGCCACCUACUGAAUUCCAUACUGGCUACCCCCAAUUUUGAUCAGUUAUGAAGCUGAAAUCAGUGCCCAAGUACCAAGUGUGUGUGCGCAUGCACACACACACACACACACACGCGCGCGCAUGAGAGUGUGUGAGAUUCUUUGUGAGAGUCAAGAAUCAUGAUUGCAGUCUCACAGGAUAAAAAAUGUUUCAUAUUGUAAUAAACUGCCAAGUUGUUCCCCCAAGUCGCUGUAGGGGCCUUCUCCUUAUGUGCCCAUUUUUGAAGUUCCUGUGUCUUCUGAACCAGUUGAAGGUUCUGCCUUCAAGCUCUUAGACUGUAUAUGGCUAUAGGAAAGAAUUUGGCCCUGGAACAUACAACACUGCAGUUGGGUUUUUAUCAAUUUAAAGUGCUUACACCCAAGCCAAACCCACACAGAGAUGUGUCCUGAGAGCCUGUGGCCAUUACUUUGAGGGUUAACUAGGUAGUCAGAUAUAGGUGGUACACCGAGUGGGGACUGCUAGAAAGCCUUCAUCUAUUCCUGAACUAGAUCUAGGGGGUGAGGUCCCCACACGUGAUCCUAGAUCCUUCUGGGCGUGGGGGAGGGGCUUGCCUUGGUUACCUGGUCGACAGUGCCCGGCCUCUGUGACGUAUGCAGUCGUACCCAAGGGUACCCCUCUCCAACCGGGUGGCUGGCGCCUGCCCCGCGGCCCGUUGGUGCCCCGCGAUGGGGCAGCCGGGAACGGCUGGCCAGGCCUCGCGGGCCGCUGUCCCGGGCCACCAGCCACCAUGCCCUGGUGGAGUAACUUAUGCUUUGGACAGCGAGAGUCAGAAGAUGUGAGAGAAAAAGACCGAGUUGAAGAAAUGGCGGCCAACUCCACAGCUGUUGAAGAUAUCACAAAGGAUGGGCAGGAGGAGACAUCAGAAAUAAUUGAACAGAUCCCUGCUUCAGAAAGCAAUGUGGAAGAAAUGGUACAGCCUGCUGAGUCCCAGGCUAAUGAUGUUGGCUUCAAGAAAGUAUUUAAAUUUGUUGGUUUUAAAUUCACGGUGAAGAAGGAUAAAAAUGAAAAGUCAGAUACUGUCCAACUACUCACUGUCAAGAAGGAUGAAGGCGAAGGGGCAGAAGCCUCUGUCGGAGCUGGAGACCACCAGGAGCCCAGUGUGGAGACUGCCGUCGGAGAGUCAGCAUCCAAAGAAAGUGAGCUGAAGCAAUCCACAGAGAAGCAAGAAGGCACCCUGAAGCAAGAACAGAGCAGCACAGAAAUCCCCCUUCAAGCCGAAUCUGAUCAAGCGGCUGAGGAAGAAGCCAAAGAUGAAGGAGAAGAAAAACAAGAGAAAGAGCCCACCAAGUCCCCAGAAUCCCCGAGCAGCCCAGUCAGCAGUGAGACAACAUCUUCCUUCAAGAAGUUCUUCACUCACGGUUGGGCCGGCUGGCGCAAGAAGACCAGCUUCAAGAAAUCAAAAGAGGAUGAUCUGGAAACUGCCGAGAAGAGAAAGGAGCAAGAGGCAGAAAAAGUAGACGAGGAAGAAAAGGAAAAGACAGAGCCAGCCUCGGAGGAGCAGGAGCCGGCAGAAGACACAGACCAGGCCAGGUUGUCAGCAGACUACGAGAAGGUGGAGCUGCCUUUGGAAGACCAGGUUGGUGACCUGGAGGCAUCGUCAGAGGAGAAGUGUGCUCCUUUGGCAACGGAAGUGUUUGAUGAGAAGAUGGAAGCCCACCAAGAAGUUGUUGCAGAGGUCCACGUGAGCACCGUGGAGAAGACAGAGGAGGAGCAGGGAGGAGGAGGAGAGGCUGAAGGGGGCGUGGUGGUAGAAGGAACAGGAGAAUCCUUGCCCCCUGAGAAACUGGCUGAGCCCCAGGAGGUCCCCCAGGAAGCUGAGCCUGCUGAGGAGCUGAUGAAGAGCAGAGAGAUGUGUGUCUCUGGAGGAGACCACACUCAACUGACAGACCUAAGUCCUGAAGAGAAGACGCUGCCCAAACACCCAGAAGGCAUUGUCAGUGAGGUGGAGAUGCUGUCCUCUCAGGAAAGAAUCAAGGUACAGGGAAGUCCCUUGAAGAAACUCUUCAGUAGCUCAGGCUUAAAGAAGCUGUCUGGGAAGAAGCAGAAGGGGAAACGAGGAGGUGGGGGAGACGAAGAGCCUGGAGAAUACCAACACAUUCACACCGAAUCCCCAGAGAGUGCUGAUGAGCAGAAGGGAGAGAGCUCUGCGUCGUCCCCCGAGGAGCCUGAGGAGACCACGUGUCUGGAGAAAGGGCCGCUGGAAGCACCCCAGGAUGGGGAAGCUGAGGAAGGAACUACUUCCGAUGGAGAGAAGAAGAGGGAAGGGAUCACUCCCUGGGCAUCCUUCAAAAAGAUGGUGACACCCAAGAAACGGGUCCGAAGACCUUCUGAGAGUGACAAGGAGGAAGAGCUGGAGAAGGUCAAGAGCGCCACCUUGUCCUCCACUGAUAGCACAGUGUCAGAAAUGCAAGAUGAAGUCAAAACUGUUGGUGAGGAACAAAAGCCAGAGGAACCAAAGCGUAGGGUGGAUACUUCAGUGUCUUGGGAAGCACUGAUUUGUGUCGGAUCAUCCAAGAAGAGAGCAAGGAAGGCAUCCUCUUCAGAUGAUGAAGGAGGGCCAAGGACACUGGGAGGGGACAGUCACAGAGCAGAGGAGGCCAGCAAAGACAAAGAAGCCGGAACAGACGCUGUUCCUGCCAGCACCCAGGAGCAGGACCAAGCGCAAGGAAGUUCCUCACCCGAGCCAGCGGGAAGCCCUUCCGAAGGGGAAGGUGUCUCCACUUGGGAGUCAUUUAAAAGAUUAGUCACUCCAAGAAAAAAAUCCAAGUCAAAACUGGAAGAGAAAGCCGAAGACUCUAGUGUAGAGCAGUUGUCCACUGAGAUCGAACCGAGUAGAGAAGAAUCUUGGGUUUCCAUUAAGAAAUUCAUCCCCGGACGGCGGAAGAAAAGGGCAGAUGGGAAGCAAGAACAAGCCACUGUGGAAGACUCAGGGCCAGUGGAGAUAAAUGAGGACGACCCUGAUGUCCCAGCCGUCGUGCCUCUGUCUGAGUAUGAUGCAGUGGAGAGGGAGAAGAUGGAAGCCCAGGGGAAUGCGGAGCUGCCCCAGCUGCUGGGGGCUGUGUACGUGUCCGAGGAGCUCAGUAAGACUCUGGUCCACACUGUGAGUGUCGCAGUCAUUGAUGGGACCAGGGCAGUCACCAGUGUCGAAGAGCGGUCUCCUUCGUGGAUAUCCGCUUCCGUAACAGAACCUCUUGAACACACAGCGGGAGAAGCCAUGCCACCUGUUGAAGAGGUCACUGAAAAAGACAUCAUUGCAGAAGAAACUCCUGUGCUCACCCAGACGUUACCAGAGGGUAAAGAUGCCCAUGACGACAUGGUCACCAGUGAAGUGGAUUUCACCUCAGAAGCUGUGACAGCCACAGAGACCUCAGAGGCUCUCCGUACUGAAGAAGUUACCGAAGCAUCGGGGGCCGAAGAGACCACAGACAUGGUGUCCGCAGUUUCCCAGCUGACUGACUCCCCAGACACCACAGAGGAAGCCACCCCAGUUCAGGAGGUAGAGGGUGGUGUGCUAGAUACAGAAGAAGAGGAGCGCCAGACGCAGGCCAUCCUCCAAGCCGUUGCAGACAAGGUGAAAGAGGAGUCCCAGGUGCCUGCAACCCAGACUGUGCAGAGAACGGGGUCAAAAGCACUGGAGAAGGUUGAGGAGGUAGAGGAGGACUCCGAAGUGCUGGCUUCGGAGAAAGAGAAGGACGUUAUGCCGAAAGGACCCGUGCAGGAAGCUGGAGCUGAGCAUCUUGCACAGGGCUCUGAGACUGGACAGGCUACUCCAGAGAGCCUUGAAGUUCCUGAAGUCACAGCAGAUGUAGACCAUGUCGCCACGUGCCAGGUUAUCAAGCUCCAGCAGCUGAUGGAACAGGCCGUGGCCCCUGAGUCAUCCGAAACCUUGACAGACAGUGAGACAAAUGGAAGCACUCCCUUAGCAGAUUCAGACACUGCAGAUGGGACACAGCAAGAUGAAACCAUUGACAGCCAGGACAGUAAAGCCACUGCAGCUGUCAGGCAGUCACAGGUCACAGAAGAAGAGGCGGCUACUGCUCAGAAAGAGGAGCCUUCGACACUACCUAAUAAUGUUCCAGCCCAGGAAGAACAUGGGGAAGAACCAGGAAGAGAUGUUCUUGAACCUACACAGCAAGAGCUUGCUGCUGCAGCCGUGCCCGUUCUGGCAAAGACUGAGGUGGGUCAAGAGGGUGAGGUUGACUGGUUGGAUGGAGAAAAAGUCAAAGAAGAACAGGAGGUGUUUGUACACUCUGGACCCAACAGUCAAAAGGCUGCUGAUGUGACAUAUGACAGUGAAGUGAUGGGAGUGGCCGGGUGUCAGGAAAAGGAGAGUACUGAAGUGCAGAGUCUUAGCCUGGAGGAGGGAGAGAUGGAAACUGACGUUGAAAAGGAGAAAAGGGAGACAAAGCCAGAGCAAGUGAGUGAAGAAGGUGAGCAGGAAACAGCCGCUCCUGAGCAUGAAGGAACCUACGGGAAGCCAGUCCUGACACUUGACAUGCCCAGCUCAGAGAGGGGGAAGGCACUGGGAAGCCUUGGAGGAAGCCCUUCUCUCCCAGACCAAGACAAAGCAGGUUGCAUAGAGGUUCAAGUUCAAAGCCUGGACACAACAGUCACUCAAACAGCAGAAGCUGUGGAAAAGGUCAUAGAAACGGUUGUGAUUUCAGAGACAGGUGAAAGUCCAGAGUGUGUAGGUGCACACUUAUUACCAGCUGAGAAGUCCUCUGCAACGGGUGGCCACUGGACUCUUCAGCAUGCAGAGGACACGGUACCCCUGGGGCCUGAGUCUCAGGCAGAAUCCAUCCCAAUCAUAGUAACUCCUGCUCCUGAAAGCACCCUACAUCCUGACCUACAAGGAGAAAUAAGCGCAUCCCAGAGAGAGCGAUCAGAGGAAGAGGACAAGCCAGAUGCUGGUCCUGAUGCUGACGGCAAGGAGAGUACAGCAAUCGAAAAAGUCCUCAAGGCUGAACCUGAGAUCCUGGAACUUGAGAGUAAGAGCAACAAGAUUGUGCUGAACGUCAUUCAGACAGCCGUUGACCAGUUCGCACGUACAGAAACAGCCCCCGAAACUCAUGCUUAUGAUUCACAGACCCAGGUUCCUGCAAUGCAGGCUGACAGCCAGGGAGCCCAACAGAUGCUGGACAAAAAUGAAAGUUGCCAAGAUGAAACACCCAGUGCCGCAGCCCAGAGAGGACUUGCAAGUCCUGACCGUUCUGGAGGCAUGGGCUCAGCCUCGGAAAUGCUUGCCGCGCUUGCAGUUGAAAGCGCCGGUGUCAAAGUAAGCAUUGAGAAGCUGCCUCCUCAACCCAAAGAUCAAAAGGAGCAUGCUGCUGAUGGCCCUCAGCUCCAAAGCUUAGCCCAGGCAGAGGCCAGUGCCUCUGGAAACCUAACCAAAGAAUCCCCAGACACCAACGGACCAAAGCUAACCGAGGAGGGCGAUGCCCCAAAAGUUGAGGUCCAGGAAGAAGAAAUGUCUACCAAGUCAGUCAAAGAGAACAAGGCCCAGGCAGAAGAGGACCUGCAGGAGCCAAAGGGAGACCUGGCAGAAUCCUAAGAUGUUAGUUGCUCAUUGUACAUCUGUAAGACCAGAAUGUGAAAACAAGUCACAGAACAAGAUGCUGCUGUUGGGACCUUGAGACCAAGAUUUCAGAGCCCAUGAGAUCCAGAGAGCAGGGCCGUCCAAUGAUUUCCACCCAGUAGAGCACCCCGACAAUCCUGAGGCUUCAUCGGGAGCUAGAGCCAGCUAACAUUUCCUCGUUUCAAGACUGCCUUUGAUUUGCCCCUUGAUGCCGUCCGUGUAUUUCGGAUUUAAGGUCCUGCGUUCUCAACCUGGAACCAAUGUCUGCCAUACCUAGUUCCACUUCUCAAACUGGAGCAUCCUCCUUUAUGUAUUUAUAUGUAUGUUUUAUGUAGUCCUCCUCCUGUACCUAUUGUAUAUUUUUUUCUAACGUUUAAGCACAUGCUUUUUGUAUUAUGCAAUAUAUAACGGGUGUGCAGCCAUAGCGACGCUUUGAAAAGCUCCAAGCCUCAACUGUAACCUGCAGCAAACAGAUAACAUUCCUGGCAAGAAGAGACAAGUCUUUUUUAAAGUUUACUGAUGCUUAGAUCUGUGGGCUUCUAGUCCUCUGAAAGUGGUUGUUUUCCUAUGCACAGCGAGCUCAGAAAUAAAAACCCCAUUUUGAAACAUCCAGGAUGUCCCAAUAUUACCAUGAUUUUUUCCCCCCUUUUUGCUAAUCCAGUCCAGGUUGGAAAGAAGUCUCCUCUGUGUCAGAUUAAGCCCUGUCUCUUAAUGAUAUGGACAAAUGAGUGUGCCUAAGGCCAUGAGAUGUUUCCUAAUGCAGAAGGAAUCUGUUGUACGUUUUUUUGAUUGUACUCUUCUAUGCUGGACCGAAUUCAUAUGCAGAUCGAAGUGAGUCCUGUUCUUUACAGAUGGUAUUUUGAUAGAUACUGGAGUUUGUCUGUGUUAUAUCUGUGCCCCUUCUUUAAGAACAAUGUUGCAUUAUGUUCCUUUGGAUAAAUUGUGAUUUGACAACUGAUUUAAAUAAACAUAUUUGCCUCACUUA
Messenger RNA from Rattus norvegicus (Norway rat), 10721 nucleotides. It is a transcript of the gene Akap12, whose product is annotated as A-kinase anchoring protein 12. Gene Ontology annotation, biological process: regulation of protein kinase C signaling; cAMP/PKA signal transduction; adenylate cyclase-inhibiting G protein-coupled receptor signaling pathway. The record is from RefSeq and is a predicted model, not a curated record. Gene Ontology annotation, molecular function: calmodulin binding; protein kinase A binding; adenylate cyclase binding. Lineage: Eukaryota; Metazoa; Chordata; Mammalia; Rodentia; Muridae. Gene Ontology annotation, cellular component: cytoskeleton; cytosol; plasma membrane.